Messenger RNA from Arachis stenosperma, 528 nucleotides. RefSeq names its product vegetative cell wall protein gp1-like. The transcript is spliced from 2 exons. The record is from RefSeq and is a predicted model, not a curated record. NCBI's taxonomy places the organism in Eukaryota, Viridiplantae, Streptophyta, Magnoliopsida, Fabales, Fabaceae. The coding region runs from base 1 to 528 and encodes 175 amino acids.
AUGGAUCGUUUGAAAGAGGUAAAUAGAGGGUAUUAUGACAAGUUGGCAGCCCUAGAUCCUAAGAUCUCUGAAAGUGUUGCUCCUCAGGGUAGUGCUCCUGCACCUACUCCUCAUGGUAGUGCCCCUGCUCCUACUCCUGCUGAAACUUUCACUGCUCCUUCUGCCACUAUUAGCCAAAGAGAAAGGGGAAGAGGAAGGGGACGUGGCAGAGGAGGAUCCAGAUCUGGAAAGGCUAGAUCUGCUACUCGUGCUGCUGUUGUUUCUCAGCUAGCACCUGCACCACCUGCAUCAGCUAUAACAAGUUUCACAAUUCCACCACUGCCUGCACCAGCUCCAAGAAGUUCCACAGCUCCACCACUACCUCUUCCAGCAGCUCCACCACAACCUGCACCAACUCCAACAAGGUCCACAGCUCCACCACUGCCUAAGACAAAAAAUUUUGGUGUAAGGCGCAGUGGAAGACUUAAGAUAGGUGUGAGGAAGGCAAAAAUUGGACCAAGUGAAACCAUAGACCUCACAGCAGAUUAG